This is a messenger RNA of Effrenium voratum, 630 nucleotides long. Lineage: Eukaryota; Dinophyceae; Suessiales; Symbiodiniaceae. The record is from the annotation of a GenBank genome assembly.
GCACCUCCUAAGAGGUAUCGUCAAAGCGCAGCCUCAUGCUUCAAAGCCGGGGGGUACCACUUCAUAAUACUGCCUUUGCUAUCAGGGUUCCUUGAAUGUGUGGCAUUGGCUCAAAAGCCCUGAUUCGGGCAGCUUACCACGCCUGAGAAACACCAGGCCGCUCGCUGGCCAUGAUCCGCAUCCUCAGUCUUUGUGUCGUCCGGGCGUUGGGUCACACUCAUGCUGGCCAUGCGGGCCAACAUGUUUCACAUCUCCAGGCGAUAAGUGUCGAAUCCAACGGCGAUGUUGGGUCUAGGCUUAUGCGAGCACACCUAGACGAGAGAGGUGAUGCACAUCAAGCCGAGAUGUUGGAGAUUCCAAUGCCUUCUGCAUCAGAUGUUGCGUACAAGGCCAUGGACAUCACCUUUGGCACCACUGGCAUGACCGAGGAGGACUACCCAUACGCGUGCCUUUGCGACGCGGAAGGUAUUUGUAGCAAAGAUCCGGCUCAGACUAUCUGCAAGAUGCGGGCUGGGCAGCCCAACGGGGCAGCAAGAUUCGGCUUACAGGCUUUGCCUUUCAUUGGGCUCCUUGCAGUGAUCCCACUUGCAGCUUAGAAUCUCUCAUCCUCAGUCUACGGCGGUGCGUGUG